This is a messenger RNA of Lethenteron reissneri (Far Eastern brook lamprey), 561 nucleotides long. It is a transcript of the gene RPS25, whose product is annotated as ribosomal protein S25. NCBI's taxonomy places the organism in Eukaryota, Metazoa, Chordata, Hyperoartia, Petromyzontiformes, Petromyzontidae. The record is from RefSeq and is a predicted model, not a curated record.
UGUGACGUCACCGUGCGCGUGUUUCCGGUUCCCUGCCCCCCCCUCCUCCUUCUCUCUCUCAGCUCCAUCAUGCCGCCCAAAGACCAGAAAAAGAAGGCCGACUCCAAAUCGGCCCCGCGCAAAGACAAAGAUGCGGCCAACAAGGCCGGAGGCAAGGCCAAGAAGAAGAAGUGGUCGAAGGGGAAGGUGCGCGACAAGCUGAACAACCUGGUGCUGUUCGACAAGGCCACGUACGACAAGCUGCUCAAGGAGGUGCCCAACUACAAGCUCAUCACGCCCGCCGUGGUGUCUGAGCGCCUCAAGGUGCGCGGCUCCCUCGCGCGCGCCGCCCUGCAGGAGCUGCUCGCCAAGGGGCUCAUCAAGCUCGUUGCCAAGCACCGGUCUCAGCUCAUCUACACGCGCAACAUCAAGGUGGGCGAGGGCGCGCCCGCCACCGACAAGCCGGCCACCGACAAGCCGGCCGCCGCCACCGAGGACGCAUGAACGGGUGUUUUGCCGCCGGUUUUGUCAACGUAACGGUGAUGAUUGGAAGUUUUAAAUAAAUGUUUUAAAUCCACCACA